CCCGGGAUCGGCUCCGGAGCCUCCGGGAAUCGGUCCCGUUCUGGCUCCUCCGAGCACGGAUCCGCCGGAGCCUCCGGGUCUGAUCCCUCCUGGCCCGGCUCCUCCGGGCACGAAUCCGCCGGAGCCUCGGGUCCUGAUCCCUCCUGGCUCGGCUGCGGCUCCUUCGGGCACGGAUCCGCCGCGGCUCCGGGUCGGGUCCCUUCGGGCACAACUCCUGCUCCGGCUUCUCCGGGCACGGCUCCCGCUCCGGCUGCGGCUUCUCCGGGCGCGUCUCCGCUUCUGGCUCCGGCUUCUCCCCCGAGCUCCCGCUCCCGGUGCGGCUGCCCCGGCCAUGGGGGCUGUGGCGGGCGCGCCUCCGCCGUGAGCAGCAUCGGCAGCAGCGGGACCCAGCGAUGUUGCGGGGCCAGGUCAGUUUGGAGGAAGAGAGCCAGAAUCCACCUGCUGUGGGACACUGGAAGCCCCUGAUGCCAUCCAAAGGUGACAAGGAGGAGCCAGAGGGUGGAUGCCAGGAUGCUGGAGGUGUGCAUGAAGCCCAGUCCACGGAGCAGCUCAACGUGUCCCGGCUGCGCAGCUCCUCGGUGGAGAUCCGGGAAAAGGGCUCGGAGUUCCUGAGGGAUGAGCUGCACAAAGCACAGAAGGAGCUGAAGCUCAAGGACAAAGAAUGUGAGAGAUUGUCAAAAGUCAGGGAACAGCUGGAGCAGGAACUGGAGGAGUUAACAGCCAGCCUGUUUGAGGAAGCCCACAAGAUGGUGAGAGAAGCCAACACCAAACAGGCUGCAGCAGAGAAACAGCUCAGGGAGGCCCGGGGCAAGAUUGACAUGCUGCAGGCAGAGGUGACAGCCCUGAAGACGCUGGUGAUCACAUCCACACCGUCCUCCCCGAACCGGGAGCUGCACCCUCAGCUGCAGAGCCCUUCCAAAGGUGGCUUCAGGAAGGGCCAUGGGAGGAACAAGAGCACCAGCAGUGCCAUGGUGUCAGCUGCCAGCCAGAACGUGGCUCCAGAGCCUGUCAGCAGGGAGUGCAGAGAGUCUGGUUUCCCUGCUCUCCUCUCCCUGCUCCUUUGCAUCCUCCCUGGGAAGGCUAUCCACAUCACCUAUGAGCCAGGCUGGCAGGCCUUGGGAGCAGAUGCUUCCUCCUUCUCUUCCUCACGGCAGGUCGACUCCAUUUUAUUUGCCGAGUUCCAGGCCUGGAAGGAAUCUCCAACUCUGGACAAAUCCUGCUCCUUCCUGGACAGAAUUUACCGAGAAGAUGUAGGACCUUGUCUGGACUUCACCAAGCAGGAGCUGUCGGAGCUGGUGCGAGUGGCAGUGGAGCAGAACACCCUCACCAUCGAGCCCGUGGCUUUCCAGGCUGUCCCUGUGGGGAAGGUGGCAGCAGAAGAGUGUGGUGGCCCCAAUGGCUUCCGGUCACAAAUCGUAACGAAAUGUGCUCUGAGCGGCCUCCCCAGGACCUGCAAGCACCGGAUCAUGCUGGGGGAUUCUGGGAAUUACUACUACAUUUCCCCUUCCUGCAGGGCCAGGAUCACAGCAGUGUGCAACUUCUUCACCUACAUCCGCUAUAUCCAGCAAGGCCUGGUGAGGCAGGAUGUGGAGUUGAUGUACUGGGAGGUCAUGCGGCUCCGCAGGGAGAUGUCUCUGGCCAAACUUGGAUUUUAUCCCAGCGAGAUGUGAGCAGUGCCCUGAGCCUGGAGGAAACUGCUCCUGGAGGAAGGGCUUGGAGUGCAGUGCCUGUCCUGCUCCCUCCCACCUUCCCUCUGCCUGGAGCAAGGAGCAAGAGGCACAAGUUCUACCUUCAGCUGUCCCACUCCUCCAAGUGUGACUGGAAUGCAGCUGCCAUGCUGCCUCUGGAGCUGGGCUGGCCCUGGCUGCUCCAGGAUGGCCAUCCAUGGACUCUGGAGUCUCCUAUAUGCAGUGUAUAUCCAUUUUUUUUAAAUCUUUUGUUUUUAUAUGCAGCCUGCUUUGGCAUAACCCGAGGCCAGGCCUGUGCAGGGUGGGAAUUCUGGACCUUCCUUGUGAGCCACUCUGUCAGGACAGAUGCUGGCUGUCUGUUCCACUCGUUUUUUUUGGGAUGGAGGAGGUGCUGUCCCUGAGGUCCUGCUGACCACAGCAGCCCUGAAAAUGCCAGCAGAGCACAAUAAUCUUGAACAGUUUGUUUCCAAGUACUUCCUUGUUCCUUUUCAAGGAGCCUGCAAGAGAAGCUUGUUGCCAGCGGAGUCACAAAGAGGGAUUUGUUCCUGUUUUUAGCUGGAUGUUUGGCACUGGGUUAUGCAGGCUGGGGAAUUGCUGGAGCUGUGCACCUGGGGCCUCCAGCAGAAGAAAGGGAGCAGGGAAAAUUCCUAACUCCCAGCAGGCUGCAGGAUUUUUUCCCCUGGACUAGGGAAUCUGCUGGAGUUGUCUGAGGCCGGACCCUGUGGCCGUUCCUGAUGUGAAGUCCCCCAUGGUGCUCCUAAACACAAACAUCACCCACAAACAAGUCUUGGAGCUGUUCCUGCUCUUGGGGGAGCUUUGGGCAGUCCUGUUCCCACUCUUCAGGCAGAACCCCUGCCCCAGGUUG
Messenger RNA from Melozone crissalis (California towhee), 2553 nucleotides. It is a transcript of the gene RAB3IL1, whose product is annotated as RAB3A interacting protein like 1. The record is from RefSeq and is a predicted model, not a curated record. Bases 393 to 1670 code for a protein of 425 amino acids. The transcript is spliced from 12 exons. Gene Ontology annotation, molecular function: guanyl-nucleotide exchange factor activity. Lineage: Eukaryota; Metazoa; Chordata; Aves; Passeriformes; Passerellidae. Gene Ontology annotation, cellular component: Golgi to plasma membrane transport vesicle. Gene Ontology annotation, biological process: exocytosis.